Molecule: messenger RNA, 1317 nt
Organism: Stylophora pistillata
Lineage: Eukaryota; Metazoa; Cnidaria; Anthozoa; Scleractinia; Pocilloporidae
Molecular function (GO): protein-folding chaperone binding
Source: RefSeq, a predicted model, not a curated record
GCACGCUCUAUCAUUCUCUAGAAAUAUAUAAACUCUCCGCUAUAAAAGUAGCGUCCCUUAUGCUAUUUCAUAAAGAAAUUUGAAAGCAGGAGAAGAAUUCACGUUUGCGAGAAGUUCACUAUAUUGACGAUGUACGGUGACAACAUUUACGGAGAUCCUUGGGCAACUGACUAUCCACCUCGACGCGGCCAGUACGGAGGAGACAUCUUCAUGGGCUUUGGCGAUUUUUACGGGGAAAGGCAGUUUCCCUUUUGGGAAAACCCAGGAGUUUGCUUUCCACCUACCAACCCACGAAAAGUUUCAACAAGGAAGAAAACAAGACGGGUUAAACAAGAUCAACAAACGAUGGAUUAUGCAGUUGAAGUCCCUAAGCAGCACAAUGCAAGGGAAAACCCCUCCUCGAAGCACGAGGGUGAGAAACGGAAAGGGGACACAAAACAAACAAGUUCACCACAGCCAAAAUUAACCCAAGCUGAGUGGAAUAUACCUAUCGAAUAUCAACCCCAGGAAGAAACUGUGGCAACCAACGACUCUCACGAGGAAACUUGUAAGGAAGAAAAUCCGUGUGAUUGCACAAAUGCAGAGAUCACUGAUAAUGAGCAACAAGCCGCUGAAGAGACUGAUAAGACGUCAGACCAUUACAGAUCCAUGCCAUUGACGACAGAUGUCGAAAGUGCAAAGGAAAGUCGACCGGUAGUCGAUAAUCAAGGUGACUCACAACCUGAAAUACAACCUCUGAACGAACAGAAGCUUGCUGCAAUAAAGACUGAAUUGGCGCGAGCCACAGAACUAAUUCCCAGGGUGGUGGCCUUCAACGGUAAAAGGAAGGACAAAGAAUUCCUUUAUUUGGAAGAACAUUUAACUCUUUGCAUACUUGGCUUAGACUUAAUCGAAACGGACGGUCAAGAGAAUGUAAAAUGUGCUCGAAGGGCAGCUGUGAAAUAUAUCUGUUCGAUCCUCAAUGAUCUAGAAGAUAAGGUCAGCGAUGAAAGCUAGCAUUACUUGAUAUCAACGUGAUCAUUACGAUUCUGUAGCUUCCUGAAGUGAAAACUCGAUCCAAAAUCGAAGUGCUUCAUUCUAGAACACUGCUUUCUGUUCAGUGGUAUAUAAUUUUGCGUCAACGUUAAAAAAGAUCAAUGUAGACAAUCAGAUAUUAGUGAGCUUGUAAUUUUCAAUCCUUGUCAAAUCUCAAUCAAGGAACGUAAACAAAUUUAAGAUUUUUUGAUGUAUUUGAUUUUGUAUGUAGUCAUUACUGGAUUUAACUGUAAAUAAAAUGUUUCUUUUUUUCAAGUGUAUAAAGUUGAUUUUUCUCAGGAA